Messenger RNA from Hyaloscypha bicolor E, 1636 nucleotides. RefSeq names its product RTA1-domain-containing protein. The record is from RefSeq and is a predicted model, not a curated record. Lineage: Eukaryota; Fungi; Ascomycota; Leotiomycetes; Helotiales; Hyaloscyphaceae. The transcript has 3 exons. Bases 339 to 1442 code for a protein of 367 amino acids. Gene Ontology annotation, cellular component: plasma membrane; fungal-type vacuole.
CCGAAUCCUACUUGGAGCAGUCGAUCGACAGGCUUUGCAAGGAAGGCGAAUUGUGAUAGGACCUGCAUACGCAGGUACGGAUACGCUACCGACGGACCAUUAGCAUCACAAAGGAUUGCGGCGAGGACUUCAGCUUCACCAAAGAAAAUUCUCUCAUCUAUGAGCUUCCAUCAAUGCAAUUUUAUGUGGAAGCAAGGACCGCAUGAGUACAAGUCUUCAUAUAUCCCCAAUAGUUUGAGGUUGCAAAGUUGCAAAUUCACCUCCUCCCUGUGUCUCUUGAUUACUCUGGAUAUUUUCCUCUACCUUUCCAGCUCAUCAUCUCUCGCGAAACUACCAUCAUGGACGGGCUCCAGCAAUGUACUAUUCCACAACAAUACAACAUCCCCUGUAUCGGUAGCAAUGGAGCCGUUCUCAACCUAACCGAAGUUAAUUCUAUCAACAUCACUCAGUUCAAUGGCGAAAUCUAUCCAGCAGGAUUCUGGUUGGCAUCCAACAUCACCUCGAUCGCUGAAUGUACAGUAGGGCUUUGCUCUCUCAAGUACGCCAAUGUCGACUACGUGCCAAAUACGGGGUCGAAUUUCCUGUUUGCAGUCAUAUUUGCCUUUUUCCUCCUGACUCAACUCGUUUUCUGGGUUUGGCGUCGGACUCAUAGCUUCUCCUUUGCUAUGUCCUGUGGCCUCAUUCUCGAAAUUCUCGGCUAUCUUGCACGUGUCAUAAUGAAGCACAACAUGUUCAGCCAGACACCGUUCCUCAUUCAAAUCAUCUGUCUCACGAUUGCCCCAGUUUUCUUCACGGCGGGAAUCUACCUCACUCUCUCGCGAGUGAUCAUGCACUACGGUCCACAACACUCACGCCUCACACCAAAAACCUACACUAUCACAUUCAUAUGCUCUGACUUCAUUGCUUUAGUGCUACAAUCUGCAGGUGGUGGCAUUGCAGACCAAGGAAGCUUGAGCGCUUCGACCAGGAACGGCGGGGUUCAUCUCAUGGUCGCUGGCCUGUCCUUCCAGGUGCUGUCUAUCUUGAUCUUCAUGGCCCUGUGCGCCGAGUUCUUCUGGAGAGUCAAGAAGGACAGAACCGCUAUAGGUUCAGGGUGGGCGACUCGCGAUGCUGCGAGCAGACAUUUCAAGCUUUUCAUCUAUGCAUUCGCAAUAGCCACCUUCUUUAUUCUCGUCCGUUCUUUGUUCCGUGUGGCAGAGCUGGCCCACGGCUUCAGUGGCAAGCUUGCAAAUGAUCAAAUCACAUUCAUGAUCCUUGAAGGCGGGAUGAUGAUCUUGGCUACGACGUUUCUUACUGCAUUCCCGCCUGGACAGUUCCUCGGUAGAGAUGAGUGGAAGAAUUCUGGAUGGGGCUAUAAGAAGAACGGUAGCGCCUUGUCUUUGGAGAAGCCAAGGAGCGACACCACGCCCGAGAGUGAGCGAUUGCAGACAGUCCCGCUCUAGAUGGCUACGCCAGUUCACAGGAGGCAUUGUGGGGCGAGUUGUACUAUUACAGAGUGAUGUACCCAGCCGGGAGUUGGAACUUGGUGUUGCGAGAGGUUUGGCAUAGAAUGCUUGCUGCUGCUUAGAUAUCAUUCCAACCCAGAAUAAAUCUACUUGCUUUUUUCUCUCGUCAUCGCGUCAUCUCUAUAACUUCU